Molecule: messenger RNA, 6213 nt
Organism: Actinia tenebrosa (Australian red waratah sea anemone)
Lineage: Eukaryota; Metazoa; Cnidaria; Anthozoa; Actiniaria; Actiniidae
Product: unconventional myosin-Ie
Biological process (GO): actin filament organization; endocytosis
Cellular component (GO): plasma membrane; microvillus; cytoplasm
Molecular function (GO): ATP binding; microfilament motor activity; actin filament binding
Source: RefSeq, a predicted model, not a curated record
AUGGCAACCGUAGAUGAUAUGAUUGAGAUUUCAGAGAUCAGUGACGCCGCAAUAGCCGCAAAUCUCAGGGGGAGACUCAAUAACGAAAGCAUUUACACCAAUAUCGGACGAGUGUUGAUAUCUGUUAAUCCGUUUAAAGAGAUUCCGUUGUAUGGGAUGGGCGCUGUUGAACUAUACGCGGGAAAACAGCUAGGGCCCAAAGCUCCACACAUUUACGAAGUAGCAAACAAUAUGUUUAUAAACAUGAUGAUCGAAGGAGAAAGUCAAUGUGUAAUCAUAAGUGGCGAAAGUGGAGCAGGCAAGACAGUAUCGGCCAAACACGUGAUGAACUUCUUAGCUAAAGUAUCUGGCGAAGGGUCUUAUCAAGUGGAACACGUUAAGGAUACCAUAUUACAAUCCAAUCCAUUGCUAGAAGCAUUUGGAAAUGCAAAGACAGUGAUGAAUAAUAACUCCAGUAGAUUUGGUAAAUUUAUGGAGAUCCAAUAUAACGAUAAAGGUCAGCCCGAUGGAGGAAAGAUAUCUACGUUUCUAUUAGAAAAGUCUCGAGUUGUCUCGCUUGCCGAAGGAGAGCGCAACUAUCAUAUAUUUUACCAGUUACUUGCUGGAUGUACCCCGGAAGAGAUGGAUGAGUUAUCGCUUCACCUUGAGACCCCUGACAAAUACCGCUAUCUGAACACGACUGGUGUUUACACCAUACCAGGCACAGAUGAUGUCGGCGAUUAUGCAACAACAAUGAAUGCAAUGCAGGUGGUUGGAAUAACCGGCAAUGUUAGGAACUCUAUUCUCAAGGUCGUUGCUGCGAUACUUCAUCUCGGAAACAUCGACUUUAUCGAAGUCGAUAAUGUAGCUAUUCCAGCUAGCGAUACUUCACUGGACAUUCCCUCUGAUCUGUUGGGUGUGGAGAAAGCCAUCUUGCAAGAUAAACUAACAAGCUAUAACAUGGAGUCACGUUGGGGAGGAGCCACAGAAAUCACCAAGAAAACCUUCAACAGAGAUCAGGCAAAAGCUGCACUCGAUUCACUUUCCAAGGCAUUAUACUUUCAACUAUUUGAAUAUCUUGUCGAGGCUGUAAACAGGACAAUGGAAAAAACCGAACAGAUGUUCUUCAUUGGAGUUCUCGAUAUUUACGGUUUUGAGUCGUUCAAGAAAAAUAGCUUUGAACAGUUUUCAAUCAACUACGUGAAUGAAAAGCUCCAAAACUUGUUCAUUGAUUUUACUUUGAAGACAGAACAGGAAGAAUACGCCAAAGAGGGCAUCACGUGGUCUGAUGUCAGCUACUUCAAUAACGAGGAAGUCUGUCAGCUGAUAGAGAGCAGGCGACCUCCUGGAGUCAUGAGUAUUCUAGAUGACGUCUGUAGUACAAUGCAUGCUGUAACUGAAGGAUCUGCUCACACAUUAAUGGAAAAACUUCGAGCGGUCAUCGGAUCCAAUAAUACGUACGUCAAAUAUUUCCAAGCUCAAUCAAAACAUUUUGCCAUAAACCACUAUGCAGGAAAGGUUGUUUACGAAUCAGACGGAUUUUGUGAGAAAAACAAAGAUGUAGUUUCAAAUGAUUUGGUUUGUCUCAUGCAGUCAAGUCAAGAUUUUCUUGUCAAAGCUUUGUUUCCUGAUGCGAUAUAUGGUGUCAGCGGUGAUAGAGGUGCUGGUGGAAGGAAAGCAAAGUCGAAUACAGCGAGUGCAAAAAUCAGGACUCAGGCAAAUGCACUGGUUGAGAAGAUUCGUACAUGCACACCACAUUACGUACGCUGCAUCAAACCCUCAGAAUCUAAAAUACCAUUGGAUUGGGACAACAGCAAGGUUUUACACCAAGUUCGUUACCUUGGUCUGGUAGAGAAUAUUGAAGUACGUCGAGCAGGAUUUGCAAUUCGGCGUGAAUUUGAUCGCAUCAUUCAGAGAUAUCGAGUGUUUGACCAAUUGGCAGUCAGAAGUUGUGGAGAUGACCAAGUAAAGGCUUGUAAGAUUAUAAUGCAGGCAGGCAAUUUGGAUUUGACGAAAUAUCAAAUUGGAAAAACCAAAUUGUUUAUGAAGGAAUCUAAAAUGAUCGAUCAACUGGAAGAAGCUCGGACACCUUUGUUAACACGUUGUGCUUUGAUAAUACAAGCUCAUUAUCGCGGCUAUGAAGCAAGGAAGGCCUACAAUAUUCUUAAACGACAGCGUCGAGCUGCAAUACUGAUUCAACGAUUUUAUCGACAUACAAAAAGAGGAAGAGAAAAAGCGAGACAGAAGCUCAUUCGUGAAAAGCUCCAAGAAAAAGACAUGCUACAACAAAUCCCCAAGUUCGUCGAUAAUAUACCUGAUGAUAUCAAGAUCAAAGACGGAGACCAUCUACAUGUCAUAGAAAGCAGUUACCUUUGUAACGCAAUAGGUAAUGUACUGGUCGAGUUUUCUGGGAAAGUGAUAAAAUACUCGAAAAAAUGCAUGGGGCAAGAAAGGUUCCUUAUCCUGUCGACCAGUUGCUUGUUUAUUGUUGGCGCCAACAAAAAGGCAGUUUCGUUGGAUUCAUUGUACAAGCUCAAGAGAAAAUUAAGAAUGCACGACCUAAAAAGCGUAUCAACAAGUCCUUACGAGGAUCGCUUCAUGGUUUUGCACACACAGGAAUACGACACUAUCUUAGAGACACAACAUCUGCCUGAGAUUCUCUCUCGGCUUGCUGCAAUCUAUGAACUGGAAACCGAAAUGACUUUAGAUAUAAACGUCCUGCAAAGAACUGAAGCAAAAAUGAAGAACGGUACCAUACGCCAAGUGGUGUUCAAUGAAACAGGCACAUCUAAGAUUGUUCUUUCGCUGUCAAUGAAUAAUAUUAACAUCAGCCCUACGACUGAAACAACUUUAGAAGCGAAUAUCCAAGAACGAUACUCGAAGCAAAGCCUAGAACGAUUCGAGUUACAAAUGCAGCAAAACUACAAGCAAGAUCAUGUACAUAUUGGUCCAUCAAGGUCCAAGAUACAUCACCGCAGUAGCAAGAUUGACGUAUUUGACGGCUAUGAGGAACUGAUUUCUGGAACGUUCACGUCAUACGGUGGAGAGGUCUCAUCGAGGGGAAUAAGGAUCAAAGUCCCUGCAAAUGCUAUUAAGAAAAACAUACAGUCAAUCACGAUAUUGGUGAGCGAAGCACGUCAUCAGAAAAUCAUCAAACCAGAUCCAGAGAGUGUCCUGAGUGAUUUGGUUGUGAUUUCGUCUAGAACACAGCAAUUCAAAAGUCCAAUUGAGGUCAUCAUUCCUCUCACAAGGAAACCACAAAACUACAAAGACAUACGUAAAUACGCACGAUGGACAGACACGUUACCAAAUGAAGAACCGGAAUGGACUGACAUGAAGCAAGCGAAAGGAAAACCUGGACUGUACACUGUGGUAUUUGAAUAUAAUUGCGCGCGGUUUCAAACCGUUUCUUGUGGAAUGGUCUACUUGGCGGUAAAAUGCAACGACAACGAUUUAGAAAUAACGAGCUCUGAAGGUUAUAUCGAGAAAGAUGGAACAGAACCACGCAAAGGGGAGAGAAAGUCUUACUCUACCAAUCUGAGUCCCUACGAUACCGAAGAAACAUAUUUUCAUAGAAGCAACAAAAAGAAAAAAGGGAUUUUGAAGACCAUCAGGUCAAGUUUUAGACACGCUUUCCAUUCUAAAAAGAAAAAGGUUAACAAAAAAGGCAGUGACGAUAAAGACUCUGACCAUACCUACGAGUCCUUUACUGAAUACAGUGACUCAGAAGCGAGCGGGUCUCACUUAUUGAGCACAGACAGAACAGAAGAAACAGAAAGUGUAGAUGGGCCCCGUGAAGAUGAAACCAAAAGACCCCCAAGGUCACCUCCACCAAGAGCACUACAAUCUCGCCCGGCGCCUCCUUCACCACCUGUCGCGGUGGCACCAACUGGUAAUAAUUCUCGUGCAACAAAAGCACCAACAGUAAUAAGGCCGAAAGUAAAGCCACCAAUUCCUACAAAACCGAAUCCAAAAUCUUAUCCUCCGAGGCCACCACCACCACGACCCCCACUUACUACUUCUAUUCCUCCUUCCGUUGUACAACAAGCGGAGAUUUCUUCCACACCACCACCACCGCCUACACCACCGCCACCGCCAACAACUCUUGCUCCAAGUUAUUCUGCAAAAACUAAAAAAUCUCCGCCUUCGAGGCCUCCACYUCCUAACUCUUCCAAGGCGGGCCAAGUACAACCGCUUCCUUAUACACCUACAACAGGAUCUCCGGGUUCUUCACUUCCUUCGCCUCCUCAGUCAGAAGCAAGUAGCUUUACUCCUCCUCCUCCCCCUCCACCACCACCCCUUCCACCUGUAAAGUGAGCUCUGUAGAGAAUUCAAUAUAACUUUAACUCUAUUGCUAAAAUAAUAGAUAAUAAUUUUUUAUUAUCAAUGAAAUAAUUGAGAAAAUUAAAAAUACCGAUAAUAGGUGGGAAUGUUUUACUCUUCCUAGUUUAAUUAAACUGCUYGAUUUCUUUUGAUUUCUUUUUUCUUUAUAUGCUUUUCCUUUUCCAAAUUUUCAUUUCAUUCCAUUUUCAUUCCUUUCCCGUCUUUUGUUUCUUUUCUUUAAUUUCUUUUUCUUUCCGUUUCCUGUCAGUUUGUCCAGAGACAUUUGAUGAGUUUGGGACCUUUUCAAGUAUUCAUCGUCAUUCAUAGACUCCACUAUAUCUGUCGUGAAUGAGCCUCUACUAAUUUUCCGACUAUCGUUAGAUGGGGCAGAAUUAUUGAUUAUUCCAGUCUGAUUCGAAAAGGAAUCAUUGGCUUUAUGAUUAUCGUGGAAAGAUUCAUCCUCAACUUCUUUCAUCGCGCUUGCUACAACGCAACGCAAUCUAAAUCGACUUCUCCUUUGUUAUCAAGGGAAUGACCAGCAUGUCUACCCUCGAGCGAAAAUUCUACAGUACCUGCUACAGAUUUACUAACAUUGCAUAAGUCGUCAUGCGCUGAUUUCUUCUUUGCAACAAUUGAUGACACAAAUCUGUUAUGUUUUGCAUAGCAAUAUGGAAAACUGUUCCGAUGUGCAGACAUUUCUCCACUUGUUCCACAUACUUGAUAAUGAUUAACGUCAUCGUCUUCUUCUGCUUCUAUUGAGCUCAAAACGUCGCAUACCAAGUCAACAGCUGCCUGUGAUAGCUGUCUGUCUUCCUCCCCACAAAAUACAGGCUUUGAGGGAACAUCCAGACUUGUGUUCCUGUGAUCUGAAAUACUUCGAUUCUUCUUGUCUUUUCUGCUUUUCUUUGAGGCUUUUCUAUCGGUUGAAGAUUUGUUGUUUAUUUUGUCAUUCUUUUUGAUGCUGUUCCCUUUCGCAACCGGCAUCGCCUUUGAAUUAUGCAUUUCUUUUUUUGUGUUUUUGUUGACAGAAAAAUCACUGGUGGUUUUCGUGUUGCCAUUAUAAGACUACGACAAAAAAUUAAAUUCAGUUCAAAUUAACCAGACUUGAAUGAACAUGUCAAAAUACAAAYACCUUUGAAAAAGCGACUCGCUUUUUGAUGUGGAGUUUUGAAUUUCUUAAUUCACCAAAUCACGGAAUUAAUUUCUUUAGAACUUUACCUUCAUUUCGUGUGUGGUGGGUGCAAUAUGUUUUGCAUAUGAUUGCAUUUUUCACUCUUGAAAGCAAUCUCGAAUGGUGUUAAUAUUUAGGAAAUGAAAGUUUCACUGUGACGUAAUGAAACAAAUUGAAAUGCGCGCGCGUCAAAGCCCAAAGAUGUGUCGCAUUACUUUAAUGAAAUGACAUUAUUAUAUAUGAGGGCAUCAAUUUAGAUCAACCAAACGGCUCAGUUUUGAAGGUUUGAACGCUGCAGGAAACCGGCCAGUCAAAAUUUGAUUUCUGGCAAAUACGAGCAAGCAAAUACCUUCUUGUCUACGAAGCCUGAAGAUGUUCGAUAAUAUCGAGCAAAGUAUGAAGUGAUAAAAAAGUUUUUUUGCGACUUCAACUUUCAAAAAUCCUGGGKUUUUUUUGACGUCUGUUAAUCAAUCAAAAACUCAUAAAUUUUAAAUGUCGUGAAAGGACACAAGGAAAAGUGCCCCCAGCUGCAUUUAUCUUGGUCGCAAAAAUGUGAAAAGCGCUACGAAAGUAAAAAUGGUAGAUUCCAUACAAGUGAAGUGAAUUAAAAAUCCGAAUAACGGCAGAUUCGGGCCAGUGGCUGAUAGGUGUGAUAAAAAGUGGCCUUUAAAUAAAUAAAUAAAAAUUAGUAAUGUUAUAUAUGGGGGAAGUGAUUGUGUUUAUUAAAAAAGCCUUAAUGA